Gasterosteus aculeatus aculeatus (three-spined stickleback) is the source of this 1658-nucleotide messenger RNA. It is a transcript of the gene foxd7, whose product is annotated as forkhead box D7. Gene Ontology annotation, biological process: regulation of transcription by RNA polymerase II; anatomical structure morphogenesis; cell differentiation. Gene Ontology annotation, molecular function: DNA-binding transcription factor activity, RNA polymerase II-specific; RNA polymerase II cis-regulatory region sequence-specific DNA binding. The record is from RefSeq and is a predicted model, not a curated record. Lineage: Eukaryota; Metazoa; Chordata; Actinopteri; Perciformes; Gasterosteidae.
GCACGGGCCUCCUUGGUAUCCGUCCCGUCGUUUUCAUUGGUCACAAUCCUUUUUCCUCGCGCCUCAACGUGACAUCACAUCCACCCGACCCGCAGGAGAGCGAACCCGAGAUUCCAGAUGAUGCUGGACAUCUCAGAGGACGCGCACGCUUCGCUUCACGCGUAAAUCACUCCGUAGCGCAUUUUUUUUUAGCGCGUAUAAGAAACGAAAUAGAAAGGUGAGCGGCGCUUGUGGUUCGCAGAGUCUGUUUGUGGAACAGCAGAAGGAUUGCGGUCGGACCCUCCCUCCCCUUUUUGUGAAUGGAGAUGAGUCGUGCGUAAAAAAUAAAUAAAUCCGGUUCAUCGCGUCGAGGAGAAGAGCCGUCACUCCUCCACCUGUUGGCGGGUGGUGCUGGCUUUCUCCUGCUGACACCUACUAUGACAUUGGGUUUGGAAAUCAUGGAGGAUAUUGUUAUCGACGUGGUUGGCGAAGGACUCAAGGACAGCGGCGAGGAGCAGCUCUUCCCUUCGGACGAGUCGCUGAGCGAGCAGGAGCGCGGCGCCGAGACGCGCGACGGCCAGAGCGAGGAGCGGGACGCCUUCAGCCCGGACGCGGGGAGCCCCUCUGGGGCCAAAAGCAAAGGUCCCACGUCGGUCAAGCCGCCGUACUCCUACAUCGCCUUGAUUACCAUGGCCAUCCUGCAGAGUCCCAAGAAGCGGCUCACCCUCAGCGAGAUAUGCGACUUCAUCAGCCAGCGCUUCGCGUACUACCGGGAGAAGUUCCCCGCGUGGCAGAACUCCAUCCGACACAAUCUGUCGCUGAAUGACUGCUUCAUCAAGAUGCCCCGAGAGCCCGGCAACCCCGGGAAGGGAAACUAUUGGACGCUGGACCCCAACUCCUCGGACAUGUUUGAGAACGGGAGCUUUCUGCGGCGGAGGAAGCGCUUCAAGCGGCAGCAUUUCCGCUACGACCCGCUGAAGGAGCAGCACCUGGAGCCCAGCGGGCUGCACGGCUUCGCGCACGGCGCCUACGGGUUUGGCGCGGCGGCCCUGCAGCUGCCCGGUCUGGAGAUCUACCCAUACCUCCAUCACCACGCGCACACGCCGUGCGGGCCCGCUGCCAUCCCACCUGUCAGCAGCAUCCUGCCGGCGCUUUCCAGCUUCUUCUCUCGCAGCGCGCUCACGGCCAAGGCUUUCCUGCAGGCGCAGCCCGGGAUGGACGCCUUCUCCCCGGGCCAGUGCACCGCGUACUCCUCCCCGCUGGCGUCCGGCGCUGCGUACGCGUCCCCGGCGCUCUUCCACCCCGCCGCGGCUCCGCACUUCCUCAGUUUGCACCAGGAGUAUCAGAAAUUACAGACUCAGCGUGGCACCGUGGACCUGGCCAAGCACAUCCACGCGCUGGAAACAACGAAUAAUGGCGAGAGACUAUGACGGACUAUGAACUUGUGUUUUCUCAGGUAACAAGAGACAUUUUAAUCAGAACCCUCCAGCGUCGGAAGUGUGAUGUAUCUGCUUUCAAAGAAUCUUCUAGAUAUGUUUUAUUUUUUUAGGGCAAUGAAAUAUGUUUCCACAGACGUGCUUUUAUUUUGAUUUUGAAUCAUCUUACGUUUUUUAAAAGAAUAUUUAAAUGACGAGUUUCCUUAAUUUUUUUCUGGAAAGAAAUAAAAUUGAAUAUUUAAA